AUGGGCUGCGAGCGCUGGGGGCGGCGGGGGUACUCUGGGAGUGGCGGUUGUUUCAAGAUGGCGGAUGUGGCCGCUGGGCCCGGAGGAGCCGUUUACUGGAGCAGGGACAUUUCUGAUGAAGAACAGCCAGUGGUGUAUGUGCCAGGAAUUUCUGCCGAAGGAAAUUUAAGAACAAGACAUGUGGUAAAGGGUCGAAAAAGCGAAGCUAAGCUGAAGGUCCCUGGAGCUGCUCCUUCUGUUUCCAUGGAUCCAUUUAAAAGCACAGGAGACCCAACAGGGCAGCAGGUCACUAAUGAAGGCGGAGUGAAGAGUGCUUCUUUAAAGGAUUUAUGUCCCGAGGACAAGAGACGCAUUGCCAACUUAAUUAAAGAACUUGCCAGGGUAAGUGAGGAAAAGGAAGAGACAGAGGAGCGACUGAGAGCAGAACAGGAGUCAUUUGAGAAGAAGAUCAGACAGCUAGAGGAGCAGAAUGAACUUAUCAUCAAGGAAAGGGAAGCUCUGCAGCAGCAAUACAGAGAAUGCCAGGAACUCCUGAGCCUAUAUCAGAAGUAUCUAUCUGAACAGCAAGAAAAGCUGACUGUCUCUCUCUCAGAGCUUGGUGCUGCCAAGCUGAAGGAGCAGCAGGUGUCCAACAAGAAGAGUCCAUGCCAGCUACCACCUUUGGAACUGGAUGGUUCUUAUUUAAGUAUAGUUAGACCACAAACAUUAUACAAGAACAAUAAAGCAUCACAGUCUGGAAGUCCAGCCCUGUUUUCAGUACCUCCGCACUGUAGAAAUAAUCAUGCUCAUGGGACCACAACCCACUACAACCAACAGGAGGUUCUGAAUGAAUGUCCAGUGGAAAAUGGCUUGCACAGAAAAUGUAACAAUAUGAUGCUGUCAGCAAAGGAAAGGGACCCAUACCACACACAAAUGGCUCCUGAUGUGGGCCAAAGAAUGAGUGAAUUUCAGAACACUUGUCCUCACCAAAUGAGUCAUUGGGCUUGUAUGCAGCCAGGAAGCUUGGAGAACAUUCAGGAUAGCCAAAAGGUCAGCCAUGUACCCAAAAGACAUUCUGGGCCGCUUCAUGAAACCUGUGAUUACUCUAGGCUUUCUCGAGUUUCUGGGAUGAAUGACAGUGUGGACUCUGGAUCAAAAGAAACAGAGCGUAGUAAAAGGCUGUCUGAGGAAAGAAGACAGCAGCUUCUGCUGCAGAAAAUGGAGCUGGAAGUUGAAAAGGAACGUCUCCAGCAAUUGCUUGCUAAACAGGAAGCAAAACUACUUCUGAAGCAGCAACAGCUACACCAAUCCAGGCUGGAUUACAGUAGAUUUAAGGGCCAAGUUUUUGAUUCAGAAGUGGUCACUGAUGAAGCACCAGGCGGGCCAGGAGGACCAACCCUUAUGACGAAUGGCACUGGCAUGGGGCUAAGCUUUCCAGUGUCUAAGUAUGAAGAUUGCCUUCCCAAAACACCGGCACUAGGCAAAGCGUCCAAAACACCAGGGAGCAGUGGAGGGAGCAGCUUGGGAAGGAGAACAGUUGGCUUUAGUGAAAACGUGGAAGAAGGAGCCAUGUGGAUGCAUGGAAAGAAGGAAACCGGCAGGUCUAGAAGAGGGACAGCGUCAGGAUCUAGAAAGGAUGCAGCUACAUCUCCUGGACUGACAGGCAGCAGAAAAAAGCUUGUAACCACAGCCACAUCACCAAUCCAGCAUGACACAUCACGGUAUGAGGCCUCCCUUAUUGAGUUGGUUGAAGCAAUGAGUCCAGUCGCUGCCCCAGGACACCACUCCGGAGAGGCUUACGACUGGAAGAAACCCCACGCCCCUCGGAAUGGGAGCCCCAGAAAACCUGCACGGUGCCAAGCCCCGCAUGGUACCCGAUGCGAAAUGGAGGAGCUUGAGGAGAGCCGGAUCCUGGAGGAUAUUUUCUUCAUUUGA
Messenger RNA from Emys orbicularis (European pond turtle), 1914 nucleotides. RefSeq names its product KIAA1328 ortholog. The record is from RefSeq and is a predicted model, not a curated record. NCBI's taxonomy places the organism in Eukaryota, Metazoa, Chordata, Testudines, Emydidae.